AUGAAGACUGCUUCAUCAUUCACGAAGAAGGCUAACGAUGUCAUUGAUCCUCACACUAAUAAAACCAUGGUGAAUGUUAUGUGGCCUCCUAUAAAGCAAGCUAAAAAGAUUCUGCUUCCCAUACGUUUACCAGAAGGCACCUUGGACUCAAUGCAAUUUUGGGUUUAUGAUGAGUCUACAGCGUUGACGGUGAUCAAUUUGAAAAAGAGCCAGUACCGCAUUGUCGAUCCCAAGGAUUUGUUGAAGUUUGGAGAACGUGAUAUUCGUACUUUGCCACAUUUUCAAAUUAUUUUAGAAAAUGAAUUGUUUGAAGUUGUUGGCAAAGCUUUCACUAGAAUGGUUGCCACUAUAAUUGAACGGAAGUUGUGGGUCGGGGCAUUCGAUCAGUCUAAUGUUCAUCUUGUAGACAAGCUAUGA
This is a messenger RNA of Lactuca saligna, 417 nucleotides long. Lineage: Eukaryota; Viridiplantae; Streptophyta; Magnoliopsida; Asterales; Asteraceae. The record is from the annotation of a GenBank genome assembly.